Molecule: messenger RNA, 3681 nt
Organism: Fundulus heteroclitus (mummichog)
Lineage: Eukaryota; Metazoa; Chordata; Actinopteri; Cyprinodontiformes; Fundulidae
Gene: crbn
Product: cereblon
Exons: 11
Coding region: 51-1397 (448 amino acids)
Biological process (GO): protein ubiquitination
Cellular component (GO): Cul4A-RING E3 ubiquitin ligase complex
Source: RefSeq, a predicted model, not a curated record
GCGCAGACCAGAAGCCGUAGAAGAAGAGCAGGCAUUGUAAACACAGGGAUAUGGCUGACGAGGGAGGCGGAGGAGAAGACGACGUUAACGACAACAUGGGGAACCAUCUGCGUCUUCUAGCAGGCAACGAGGAGGAAGAGGAGGAGGAGGAAGAUGACAUGGAGACUGAGGACCGAGACGAUGACGAGGCGGAAAAGCCCAACAUCAUCACGUUUGACCCCAGUCUUCCCACGUCUCAUGCUUACCUGGGUUCAGACAUGGAGGAGUUCCACGGGCGCACGGUGCACGAUGACGACAGCUGCCAGACCAUCCCGGUGCUGCCGCACACGGCCGUGAUGCUGGUGCCGGGUCAGACGCUGCCCCUGCAGCUCUUCAGGCCGCAGGAGGUCAGCAUGAUGCGCAGCGUCAUCCAGAAGGACCGAACCUUUGCGGUGCUCGCACACAGUGAUGCGGGCGAGCCGGAGGCCAAGUUUGGAACGACGGCUGAAAUAUACGCAUACCGAGAGGAGCAGGAGUACGGCAUUGAAACCGUCAAAGUGAAAGCAGUUGGGAGGCAGAGGUUUAAGGUCCAUGAGAUAAGAACUCAAGCAGACGGAAUCAGACAAGCCAAAGUACAGAUCCUCCCCGAGCGAAUCCUUCCAGACCCGCUCUCUGCCGUGCAGCUGGCGCCCAUGUCCCGGCUCCAUGUGUCCCCGUCCUCCAAGCUGCGAGCUCAGGGCUGUAAAAAGGCUCAGCGCUGGUUGAAUCAGCAGAGGAAGUUUCACUGCGCCAGCCUGACUCCGUGGCCUCCCUGGGUGUACUCUCUCUAUGACUCCGACUCGCUCAUGAACAGAGUGAAGAAGCAGCUCCACGAAUGGGACGAGAACCUGAAGGAUGACUCGCUCCCGACCAACGCCGUAGACUUCUCCUACAGGGUGGCUGCCUGUCUGCCCAUAGACGACGCUCUGCGGCUCCAGCUGCUCAAGAUCGGCAGCGCCAUCCAGAGACUCCGCUGCGAGCUGGACAUCAUGGACCGGUGUACGUCAUUGUGCUGCAAGCAGUGUCAGGACACAGAGAUCACGACAAAGAAUGAAAUCUUCAGCUUGUCCCUGUACGGCCCCAUGGCUGCUUACGUCAACCCUCACGGUUACGUUCAUGAAACCCUGACCGUCUACAAAGCCAACAACCUGAACCUGUCGGGCAGGCCCUCCACACUGCACAGCUGGUUUCCAGGGUACGCCUGGACUAUCGCUCAGUGCCGGACCUGUGGCUCUCACAUGGGCUGGAAGUUCACGGCCACCAAGAAGGACUUGUCUCCGCCUCGCUUCUGGGGUUUGACCCGUUCGGCCAUGCUGCCCCGCAUCCCGCAGGGGGAGGGCGAGGACAACCGAGGAGGUUCUCGCCUCUUCUGCCUGUGACUUCAGACCAUCCGGUCCUCCCUCCGCCUCAGUCUGCUGUCAGUGUCUAGCUGCAAAAUACUUCUUCUUCUUUAAUAGUCAUCAGUGCAUCACAGAAGCUGUCACCUCUGGCAGGAAAUCCAUCACAUCAGUGGAUGGAGUCAUGGGGUCUUUUGAAUUGCACCUUCAGGGGUAGACUUUAUGAAGGUAGACGGAGCAAUUGCUUUAAUGAGCUCUUAAAUUGCGGCGGGGAGAAGUUGCCGGUGAGACAGGGAAGGAGACCGACUGGCUGGACAGACUGGAAUCUAGUGUUUAACAUCCCUGCAUGCAGCAGCUACACAUCAAGCUGUUUUCUUCAUAUAUAAGCUCUAUGGCUGAAGGUUCCCCCACCUCCACACACAAAACACAAAAUGGUUGGCUGAUUGCAUCCUGCUUUACGAUCUCAGCUGUUUUCUUCUUGCAUCGCAGGGCCUCGCCUGCAUGCAGCUGGCGCCGCUCCGGCAGCCGCUCUAUUCAGUGAACUCGUCGUAAUUCCAGCUGUUUGUGUCUGAGAGAUUUCGUCCGUCAAAGAGCCGCGAGGAGAAGCGCACCGACCUGCGGUCCAUCUCAGUAAAAUAGAAUAUCGUUGAAAAGUUUGCGCAUUUCAGUCUAUAUCGGUUCGGGGGGGGCUCCGAGGGAUUUAUUUCAGGUGUUUGCAUCUGCUAGUGCUGAGGGUUGUGGCUUACGGCUAAUGCAGACGCAACGUUCAGUUUCUCAGGAAAUUAAAGGUUGAGAUCAGGUAAAAAGGUAUUUUUAAUGAGGAAAUGUCUUUCUACUGAAAAGUGCUUGUGCUGUACCGGAAGUGCACUCAGUACUUGGUGAGGGCUUGUUUUUCAUGAAUUACUGCAUCAAUGCACAGUAACGUGGAGGCCCUCAGGCCUGAAGGAAGCCCUGGUCGCCUGUAGGCAGAGUGAGGACCUGGGUAGCUGACGCAUGUCUUUCUGUAGCGGAGACAUCUCCGAUGUUCGGGAAUGGUUUAAAAAAAGCAAUUUGACAAGUUUAGUCCCUGUUCUGGGAACUUCUGUGAGUGGAAGCUCUUAAAGCUCUGAUUCUAGCUCGUUAAUCACCCCAAACUCUUGACAGGGUUUUUGCUUCACAAUCCUCUCAAGGCUGAGGUUUCCCCUGUUGCUCCUUCACCUUUUUUUUUUAACUGUAGUUUUUACCUUUCACCUAAUCUUCCAUUAAGAUGCUUGAAAACAGCGCUAUGAGCAGCCGGAUUUAUUCGCAGUGACAUUUUGUGGCUCCUUCUCCGUGAUUGUAAAAUCCAUAUUGGGAUCAUAAUGUUUUUUGCAUUUAAAUCCUUAUUUCAGAGGGACUGAAUUUUAGCUUUUCCUUGGCUGUAAGCUUAAACGAUCUAAAAUACCCGAAAUAAAAACGCUAAGUAUAUCGCUCAGUGUGAUGAAUCUAUUUGAACUGAGUUCCACUUUCUGAAUUCAAUUACUGAUGUAGAUAUUCUAAUUUAUUAAGAUGGACUCGCGUAUUUGUAGAUAGAUGAUGAGGGGCUAUUUUUGAAAUGUUAGAUCUGAUGUAUUUUUGUACGCAAGAGUUAUUUUUUUUUGGGAUUAAUUUAAUAUUCUUGCUGAUGUGUAGAGAACAUGUGCAAGUACGUAUCACAGCUACGUUUUUUUGUUUUGUUUUUUUAUUUUGGGUUGAUCUAAUCAAAAACCAGAGGUUGUAAUAUCAGUGACGAUAGCAAUGUGUAAUUAUACCUGAUAAAAUCUGCUCGGUUUGCUUUCAACAGCGGCUGCUCGUCCCGUCUGAUGAUGUGCUCCGGGAGGCGAGCGUUAUCUCUGCUCACACGAGUGAACAAGAUCUUUAUCGUAUCGGCGCCUCAGGGCGGGAUGCUUUGUAAAGGUCGAAGCUAAUUAAGACGGAGAGCAGAGCGCAGCGUUUGCCCUCCUUGGGUGGCAUGUUAAAAAUUCGGCGCAGUCAUUGGAGCUUGGGGUUCCUCUUGUUGCUUCAGAGAAACCUGUGAAGCGGUCCUGAACGCCGGCUCAUAAACAGCAGCCCGGUGAUGAGAUUCACAGCUUGUUGUUUCAUGGUCUCCGGUUCGCUCACGUCUGUUUUCCAUCCAUGUUUGUGUGACCGUAAUAGACAACCUGUUGUAUUACGUGACUAUUAUGAUACUGAUUUGUAGUUUAUCAUUUAUUUCCCAGAGCUCUUUUCGUGUUUUUGAAAACUGUUGGGAGAUUAUCACUUUAUCCGUAAACAAAGCCGUCGAAGCAACAAGAGAUCGAAUAAAAACUGCAAGUGUUGGUCUACCAAA